This is a messenger RNA of Conger conger (European conger), 1523 nucleotides long. It is a transcript of the gene stk16, whose product is annotated as serine/threonine kinase 16. The transcript is spliced from 8 exons. Gene Ontology annotation, biological process: protein phosphorylation. Gene Ontology annotation, molecular function: protein serine/threonine kinase activity; ATP binding. The record is from RefSeq and is a predicted model, not a curated record. Lineage: Eukaryota; Metazoa; Chordata; Actinopteri; Anguilliformes; Congridae. Bases 175 to 1092 code for a protein of 305 amino acids. Gene Ontology annotation, cellular component: cytoplasm; Golgi apparatus.
CACACGUCACAAUGACGUUAUCUGUAUACGGAAGUAUUGUGUGAAACCGAAGAGGGAGCAGGAGCUGUUCGGAAGAGUUCAAUCCCGGAUCGUGAAAUUCAAAAAGAAAGCAGCCCUCCCUGUCCCUAUCCUCCUCUCUCUGUCUCUCUCUGCGGGUGAGCGAGGGAUGUGACCAUGGGCCAGACCUUGUGCGUUUGCUCCCGAAGCGCCAUCACCAUCGACAACAAAAGAUACUACUUCAUCCAGAAGCUGGACGAAGGUGGGUUCAGCUAUGUGGACCUGGUGGAGGGCGCACAGGACGGGCGCUUCUACGCCCUGAAGAGGAUCCUGUGCCACGACCGGGAGGCGCGGCAGGAAGCGCAGACGGAGAUGGAGAUGCACCGCCUGUUCAGUCACCCCAACGUCCUGUCGCUCGCUGGCCACGCCUUCAUGGAACGCGCCGGCAAGACCGAGGCCUGCCUGCUCCUCCCCUACAUCAGCAGGGGGAGUCUCUGGUCGGUACUGGAGAAGCUGCGGGACAAGAACAGCUUCAUGCCAGAGGCUCGGAUCCUGCACAUUCUCCAUGGGAUCUGUGCUGGUCUGAAGGCCAUUCAUGACAAAGGCUACGCACACAGAGACAUGAAGCCCACCAACGUGCUCCUGGAGGAGGACGACCGCGCCGUGCUGAUGGACCUGGGCUCUAUGAACCGAGCGCGCAUCGAGGUGCGGGGCUCGCGCGAGGCCAUGACUGUACAGGACUGGGCGGCUCAGAGGUGCACCAUCUCCUAUCGAGCUCCCGAGCUCUUCAGUGUGGAGAGCCACUGCAUCAUCGACGAGCGCACAGACAUCUGGUCUCUGGGAUGCGUGCUGUACUGCAUGAUGAUGCUGGAAGGCCCGUUUGACCUGGUGUUUCAGAAGGGUGACAGUGUAGCGCUGGCUGUGCAGAACCCUGUCAACAUCCCCCAGCCCUGCAGGUAUUCCCAAGGCCUCCAGACCCUGCUGGGCUCCGCCAUGGUGUCCAAUCCCCAGGAGCGACCCGACAUCAACUGGGUUCUGGAGCAGGUCCGGCACCUGCAGACCCUGGAACUGGUUGCCAGCGCUAACAUGGUAUGAUGGUUCUGCAGGGGGACCCAUGUCUGGUUCCUCUCCCAUCUCUGGACUUGCAUCGGCAGGACACACCCCCUCACCCUGCCACUCCCCUGUCCCCUUCCCCUACCCUCGACAGCAUGGCUGCCCAGAAUCCUCCUGGUGUUACAAACGCAACAAACUAAGAAAAUGCAACUAACUAACGAGCGGAUAUGCAAUGCUCCUUCUGUUUACAAACUUAGUUGGGUGAGUGUGAGUAAUCACUGUAGCUGGACUCUGGAACUCUGGGUAAUUCCACACUUGCUUGCUGCUCACGAGGUCCACGGAUCACACAGACCUCCAAAUAGGAAAUGAUUAUUUCGAUUUUUGGUCAGAUUAGUGCACUCGCACACCGUGCCGUCUCUAUACUGUCACCAGGAGUCAUCAUGUAGCCAUGGAAACUGCUGGUUGUCAGCACA